Atta colombica is the source of this 792-nucleotide messenger RNA. RefSeq names its product apolipoprotein D-like. Gene Ontology annotation, molecular function: lipid binding. Gene Ontology annotation, biological process: tissue regeneration; brain development; lipid transport. NCBI's taxonomy places the organism in Eukaryota, Metazoa, Arthropoda, Insecta, Hymenoptera, Formicidae. The transcript has 5 exons. Bases 226 to 792 code for a protein of 188 amino acids. The record is from RefSeq and is a predicted model, not a curated record.
GAGUAUUUCGAAGUUAGUAACUAUGUACUUUGAAAACACGAAAGGAGCACAAAGAAAUAUCUUCGAAGCAUCAAAGUUGAUGGUUUGACAAUAUUUUACAAACUUGGUUUGUAAAAUAAGUUCUUUAAGUGGUGCAUCAUUACACGAUAAUAUACCUUGUGUUGUUGUAACGGUGAUUAUUAUAACGGAAGAAUUUUCUAUGAUCACUGGCAUUCCAAAAAGAAUAUGUUACGGAUAUUUGUAAUUGUUAUCAUCGCAAAUGCAGCGAUGGCGCAGGUGCCAUUUUUGGGUACAUGUCCAAACUUGGAAGCAAUGCAAAAUUUCGAACUUGAAAGAUAUUUGGGCAAAUGGUACGAAGUCGAGAGAUAUUUUGCGUGGUUUGAAUUUGGUGGAAAAUGUGUGACAGCUAAUUACAGUCUGAAUGAAAAUGCUUCGGUGAAAAUCCUGAAUAAACAAAUUUCUUCAUUAACUGGAGUCGCAACGAGUAUCGAGGGCAUUGCAAGGUUAAUUGGUAGAUCCGAUGAUCCUAAAUUGACCGUCACUUUUCCAUCCUUGCCACUGCCAUUCGAUGCACCUUAUUGGGUUCUAGACACAGACUACAUAUCCUAUGCCGUAAUAUGGAGUUGUACAAAUCUCGGAGUUCUUAAUGUACGAAACGUUUGGAUUUUAACACGAGAACCAAAACCGUCAGUCGCAGUUGUAGAAAAGGCUUAUCAAAUUAUCGACAAGAAUAACAUCAGCAGAGCGUAUUUUAUUCGUACAGAUCAAAAAAAUUGUCCGGUUACGAAUUAA